Molecule: messenger RNA, 636 nt
Organism: Sclerotinia borealis F-4128
Lineage: Eukaryota; Fungi; Ascomycota; Leotiomycetes; Helotiales; Sclerotiniaceae
Source: the annotation of a GenBank genome assembly
AUGCCUAGCCUAUCUUUCAAACGAACACCACUCGAAGACUGGCAAAAGAUACAAAUCGCGGGUCUUGAAGGGACCGUCAAAGCUCUAAGAAAUGAAGUUGCUGCUGAGAAAAUGAAUGUAGCGAGCCAUGUCAAAUCCGAAAAGGAAAUAGAUUCGAAUUGGCGAAGACAUGUAGAUGGCUUAUUUCGAGGAUUAAGAAAGGAUUGCGCAGCUUUGCAAAGGAGUAUUGAAGAUAAAAUAAUUGAAUCUUGUAGGUAUAAUGGGUCGGGAUAUCAGUUUAGCGAAGGGAGAGAAGCGGAUUAUAGAAAUGCAAUAAGAUCGCCUGGGUGUGAUGGGGUGGGGUGUCAGACUAGCGGAAGUAAUAGAAAUGGGAAAAGAGAUCAAGGGUUCCAGGGAGGACAGGGAGGCAAAAGAAUGCAGGGAACUCAGGAGAGAGGCUGGGGAGGGCAGGAAUUACAGGAAAAUGAGGAAGAUAAUGAAGAUAAGGGAAGCCAAGGAGAUCAGGUAGAAGAUGUAAGCCAAGGAAGCUGGGGAGAUCAGGGAGGUCAAGGAAGUUGGGGAGACCAGGGAGAUCAAGGCGAACAAGCAGAACAGGUAGAUCAGGAAGCCGAAGGAGAGCAGGGAGGAUGGAACUGA